Messenger RNA from Orbicella faveolata, 2979 nucleotides. RefSeq names its product metalloprotease TIKI homolog. NCBI's taxonomy places the organism in Eukaryota, Metazoa, Cnidaria, Anthozoa, Scleractinia, Merulinidae. Gene Ontology annotation, cellular component: membrane. The record is from RefSeq and is a predicted model, not a curated record. Gene Ontology annotation, biological process: negative regulation of Wnt signaling pathway. Gene Ontology annotation, molecular function: metalloendopeptidase activity.
AGAAGAUAGCUUAUUAGAUCACGUUUUGUCAUACAAGCUGGCGCAGCCAUGUAGGUGAGCACCCCAAUUAAACGCACAACUGUCAGGCGGGUUGUCUGCUGUCAAGGCUAAUGACAUGCCUAUUGUGUUCAGUGUCGACCCGCCCCACAAGAUUAACUGUGCGCCAAUUACGAGGUGAGCUAAGCCAAUCAGCAUUCAAGUUCCUAACCCGAGCAAAGACCGCAAAGCGCUUGAGCCGGAGCUGACGAGAUUUAAAGAUUGUCUGUUACUGAGCUAUGAAGGCCAGAUGACCGUCGCCGACUCUGAUAAACUGAAGAAGCCUGUAGCUGCUGCGGUAAAGUUAAUUCCAGUGGUUAGGAUGAAGGGAUGGCGUUCUCCUCGAACCUUUUAUGGGUUUUACUACUCGUUGUAACGGAGUCACCUCUCCAGAGCCAGAAUGCAACACCGGACCGCACACCUUCCAAAAGAUCUUGCACGGAUUACGCGGUUCAAGAGAACCUCAACUCGUUUUUGUGGCUAGUGAAAAGGAAUCCGCCGGCUUACUUCUUUGGUACAAUCCAUGUACCUUACACAAGAGUAUGGGACUACAUUCCCACAAACAGCAAAGCAGCGUUUACCACGAGCCAAUACGUAUAUUUUGAGCUUGACUUGACUAACAAGCUUACAAUCAAUGCUCUUUGGAAAUGCCAAAUGCUACCCAAGGGAGGACUUCUUAAGGACGUGUUACCUCGAAAAAUGUAUCGACGCCUUUCUAGGCAUUUAAGAUACAUAAAGAAAAUGAUCCCAGUCUGGUUGAGAGACAACGAAGGAGAAUAUCGCAAAGGAAUGGCGCCCUACGCCGAUAAAAUAUUUCAGCUUUUGACUAAAGACUGGCAGCAAAAGCGACCGAUAUGGAUUAUGCUUAUGGUCAAUUCUUUGACGGAAAGCGACAUUAAAAGUCGAGGAAUACCUGUUCUGGAUCAGUAUCUUGCUUCGGAAGCUGCCAGAAACGAGAAAUUCACGGGAGCCGUGGAGGAAGUGGAGGAACAGUGCCUGCCGCUUAAUUCUCUAAACGAUACACAGGUUGUGUUUGCUCUAAACCAAACUUUGAACUUCCAGGAGAAGUUACGGGUUGGUAAAGCACACUUAGCUUAUUCUACAGAUGAUCUCAUAGAUCAUUAUAACUGCGGAGACCUCAACUCCGUCCUGUUCUCCACUCAAUCAACACGACUCCCAAGUAUGUCUUCUAACUCUUCCCUGAGACAGUUAGAGUUAAAGAAGACGCAAGAAAUCGAUCAAUAUUUUAGAACAGAGCUUAUCUUCAAGAGGAACGAACGCAUGGCAAAAAGAGUCAUUGAACUUUUAAACAAGAACCCUGAACGUAAUUUCUUUUUUGCGUUUGGUGCGGGACAUUUUCUUGGAAAUCACAGUAUUAUAGAUAUAAUGAGACGGGAAGGAUUUGCAGUACAUCAUAUGAAGCCAGAAGAUCCGUUACCAAAUUACAAAUCUGUCAGAACUCCAUACCCAGUAACAAGAAGAAAAAAGAAGCGAAGAAAAUGUCGCAAGAGAAAUAGAAGACGAUGUCCAGGGAGAAAAAGAAAGAGACCAGAUUUCAGUCGUGUAAAACUAGUGCUCAAAGUAACAAAAACGCCAACUGAAAAAAGAGGUAAUUCAACUAAACGUAAGCAAGGGGACGCGAGCAAUGAUAUGUCGCCUAUCUUGAAAUCGUCAGCAGUAGUAUGUGAUAACAACAGACUGACACUCUCAGUAACACUUCUGUGCUGGCUGCUUGUCCAUCACUUAAUAACAGACGUCAUUUAGGAGCAACCCAAAGUUAAACUCGACAGAUAAAAGACACGAAACUGGGCUGGAACAGAGCGAUAAAUACAAAGUCAGUUCGAGCCACGACACAGUGAAAUUCCUGGCAGAAAAAAGAGUAAUACACUUAGUGAAACAGCUGUCAGAGAAAAAUAAAUAAUUUAAAAUAAAACUGUCACAUACCACAACAGCAUGAUGGACAGAAGAGUAAACAGUAACAUACAGAGUAAAAAUUAAUGUUCUUUAUUCAUUUAUGUCGAUUAAUAUAAAUGCUUUUAUUAUAUGAAAUUACCUGGUUUAUAUGCCGCGUGAACUUUUCAGCAUUAACUUGGUCAAACAAAAGUUCCCAGAUUAUCUGAAUGCCUUUUUCUCACAAAUCAUUGCUAACCACUUAACAAGUGGCUGGCCAAACACCUCACUAACAUCAGACGUUUAGCUAAUGUGCAGCUUUGUUAGGACAUGCCACUUCUACACAGAUCUGAGCUGUGUUGAGAAGGGACUGUGGUGAGCGCAAAUUUGGCCCUUGUGGUCAGUCCCUCUGUACUAAGAUUUCUAGCCAGCAUAUAACCUACUAACUAUAGGACAGAUCUCUGUCUUCAAGUUUAUAUAGAAAUACAAAGACACUUAAUAAAAUUAAAAACAAACGUCCUGUGCUAAAGUCAGUCAAUCCAUGGAUGAUUAACGUGUGUUGUCUACAGUAUGAAUUGCAAGAAUUGUCCAUAUAAGCCAAUAAUAUGCGCAUCUUACUGUGUAGCCUUGCGACAGUUCAUCCAAACCUCGGAUUAUUGCGCCCUAAUUUACCACUUUCGUCACCAUGCCGCACGACCAGCCCAGACAUGCAUAAUAAAAAUUUAUUUCCUGAAACGAACAUUUAAAUUUAAAUUAUUUUACUAUACUUUGUAAGUUAUCAAGUUUCAAAAAACUAAUCAUAAAUUUCUAUCAAACUACACGAGCAAAUAAAGUCUAUAAGAGGAAUGCGACCAGCAGUUCGGUUGAUUAGUCAAGGAUAUCUAAAAAACAAUUCAAUUAUAUCAAUAUUCUCUUUCUUCAGCAUUUGUACAGGGUGUAUGUAUAUUUAGUUCGACAUUCCGAGAACAAUACCAUAAAAAGGAAUGUCACUUGAGAUCAAAGUGAAAUAUUUAUGCUUAUAUUUUGUGAAUAAAACUGUGAUUACAACACUUA